GGGGAUGUUUGAUUCAACUAUCUACAGCUAUUAUCCAACUGAUUGAAAGACAGCAUCAAACGGGAAUGUGAAACGCGGGACCUUAUGUGUGGCACACAAGAGCUUUAGUCGGGUUGCUCAUUUUCAGGUGUUUUUCAGUUAUUUUCGUACAGGUUUCCUUUGGCCGACCACGUGUUCUCUUACUCAGGCGUGUCCAAUUUUAGGGUGGAGACUUCCAGGUGGGACCGCACCCAUCAUACGUCUGUAUUACUGCAUGCUCUUCACCUAUUUCAGUUGUUUCUUUUGUUCCGUUUUCUGUAGCAAUAGUUAUUUUUUUUGUGAGAUGGGAUUGCUAACCUCCCACUUUGUCUGACUUAAGGACUGCAUGGGGGAAUGAAACCAGAGGAUCCGGCAGGCAGAGUUAAUAUAAGCAUUUAUUGUGAUUUCAUUAUAUUUCUUUAUUUCAGUUAAUGGACCGCAAAGCUUAACAAGUAAGAGGCCUAUCGGACUCGCUCUAGAGUUAACACGAGAAAAAGGGUCAGAACAGCUGACACUAGGAGACGAUCCUUCUAUGGUAAUACCUGGAAAAGAACCUUGUGAGCAUAGACUGGAACAAGGGCUGAAUGAGGUGGAACCAAGAGAAGGAACUCAUGAUGUGACACUUCAAGCAGGCGGGCCAGGUGCAGAUAACGAAUUAGAUACCCAGGUUCAGAGAAACGAAAGAACCCCACCAGGUGCGGGCACUUUUGGUCCUCCCGGAUGGCAGAAAUUUCACAUGAGUGCAACGGAACACUUGGGUUUUCCGGGUGGUAUGCAAAUCAUCGUUCAGAUUCCGCUGGCUGGACAGACGAUAACUUUGAAUGUAGAGCCUAGCGAUUCUAUUGCGAGUGUGAAGGAGAAAAUUUAUAAACAAGGGAAAAUUCCAUAUUACCACCAGUGGCUGACCUUUAAAGGAGAAAAACUUGAAGAUGAUCGCACUCUUCGUGACUACAAUAUCACGGGUGAAUUCACCUUAGUCUUCCUGAUUGACCUUGUCAGUGUUGACAUGCAAAUUUUCAUCAAGACGCUGACUGGGAAGGUGAUUACUUUGGAAGUCGAACCUUUGACCGCCAUCGCAGUUGUGAAAGAGCAAAUUGAAGCCGAAGAAGGGUUCCCUCCUGACCAACAGCAUCUCAUUUUCAGGGGUCUGGAACUUAAAGAUGACCAGAAGUCUUUGUGGUAUUACAACAUCGUAGAUAAAUCAACUCUACAUUUAAAGCUUGAGGGACAACUUGGUAGAGGACUUGUUAAUGUGGAGAUGCCGACUGGAGAGACGGCAGUGUUAGACUUCUCACCAAGCGAUAGUAUCGAGGACGUGAAAAGGAAAAUUUGCGACAAAGAAGGGAUCCCACCCGACCAGCAGUGUCUCAGCUUUGACAAAAAGGAACUUUUUGACCAAUACACUCCGAGUGACUAUAACAAUCAGACUGAAUCAACCUCACACUUGGCUCUAAGAGAUUCUGAUAGAGAUUGGCAAGUUUUCGUGAAAACGCGAACUGGGAAGACCGUGAUCACGUUAGACGUUGUGCCGCAGAGCACUAUCCAAGAUGUGAAGAGGAGAAUAAAGAACGAAGUAGGAAUACCAACCGAACAGCAACAACUUUUCUAUGACGACGAAGAACUCAUAUUCUACGACGAGAGUCUGAGAAAAUACAACGUUAAAAGAGGCUCAACUCUUAUUUUGAUUCCGAUAUUUCGAAUUCACUUCAAAAUGUCAACUGGAAAGACGAUCACAUUGAAAGCUGUAUCGCAAGAUACUAUCGGAAGAUUGAAAAAGAGAAUAUUUCAGGAAGAAGGAAUAGCAGUGGAAUGUCUGGACAUCUUCUUUGCUGGGAAAGAACUCAAAGAUGAGAACACUCUUGAAGACUACAACAUUGUAGACGAAUCAACCCUGCAGUGUUACAUACAAAUCUUCGUUAAGACGCUGACUGGGAAGAUCAUCAUUUUGGAAGUUGAACCGGCCAUUUUCAUAGAGGAGGUAAAAGUCAAAAUUCAAGACAAGGAAGGAAUUCCACCUGAACAUCAGCAUCUCAUCGUUGCUGGUAAGGAACUUGAGAAUGGUCGCACUUUAAGAGAUUACAACUUUCGGGACAAAUCAACCUUAACGUUGGUUUCAAUACGGUGUAUGCAAAUUUUCGUGGAGAUGAUGACUGGGGUUGAGAAGACGAUCACUUUGCAGGUUGAACCGACAACGUCUAUCGAGAAGGCAAAAAGUAAAAUUCAAGACAAAGAAGGAAUCCCACCUGAACAGCAGCGUCUCUUCUAUGGUGGCAAGGAACUCGAACAUUGUCACACUUUAAAGGACUACAACAUUGAAAGUCUGUCAACUCUGCAUUUAGGUGUCACCAGGACGAUUUACGUGAUGGCGCCAACUGGAAAGAAGACUGGUUUAGAUGUCUUACCGAGCUAUAGUAUCGAGAAAGUGAAAAAGAAAAUUUACGACAACGAAAAGAUCCCACCCGACGAGCAACAUCUCACCUUUGAUGGCAAGGAAAUGGAAAACGGCCGUACUUUGAAUGACUACAACAUUGAGAAAGAAUCGACCAUACAUUUGAUUCAACUGAGAUUUGCUGAAAACGGUGGCAUGAUAAUUCACGUUAAGACUCCAGCAGCGGAGACGAUUACAUUACACGUUAUGCCGGGAGAUACCGUCCAAAAUGUGAAAGGGAAAAUAAAUGAUCAGCUGGAAAUUCCGCCAGAUCAGCAACAACUGUUCUUUGAAGACAUGGAACUUAAAAACGAUGGCAAUCUAAAUGACUACGGUAUAGCUUCAGAUUGUACACUAUCCAUGUGUCCCUCUGGCAAAGUUGGUCGAGACAACAAGUGCGUCUUGAUACUGUCAAGACAUGCGAUAUUCUAUUUCUACUGUUGUCUGUCUAAAGCAAUGGCCACUACCCCAGACAUAGAUAAAGUGCUUCGUUCAACAGAAGGAAAAGAAAAUUUUCAACGUCUUGCACGACUGUUGAUAAGUGGAGGCACUACACUACUGAGAGAGAUUUUUGAUCAACUUUGCCCACCAAGCAGUUUUCCCACAAUACUGAAAAAUCCGGCCACAGAGAAACAACUCAAAGCAGCAAAGCUUACUAAGCCACAGUGGGACUGUCUGUACCCUUCCCCAGGGGUGUAUGGCAAGUCAGCAGAUUUUGAUGUUACCCUGCUGUUCAAGUUGCUGAGGACAAUAUGCAACCUCAUCCCUCCUGCCACAGGCUGGGAUGAGCUGCCAACAAGUACGGACCAUAGUUUAGCUGCAGAUUUGGUGAGAAUUAAAUAUUAUCGAAACACAGUAUAUGGUCAUGUCAACCAACAAAUGGAGAUCGCAGAUGACUUUCAGUUUUUAUCUCUGUGGCAAGAAAUUAGUCGAGCACUUGUGAGAAUUGCAGGUCAAAUCAGCCUGGCAAAGAAAGUUGAAUGGCAAGUGUCUAUCGAUAAGUUUUUGAAAGAUCCCCUCACAGUGGACGAUGAAAGAAAUGUACAGGAACUGUUGGAGUGGUAUAGAAAUGAUAUGGAAGUAAAGAAAUCCUUAGAAGAACUGAAAGCUUCAACUCAGAAAGGGUUGGAACAUUUGGAGGGAGUUGUAGACGGAACAGUACAUGCAAUAGAAAAGAAAAGCCAAGUCUUAGAGAAUACCAUGAGAGAGGAAGCCCAAGACAUUAAAGAUCAGCUUGGAGGAGAACUUAAAACUACGACCGAAGAAGUUCAAUGUUUAGAGAUAGCAGUUCGAGAGGAAUCACAAGACAUUAAAGAUCAGCUUACAAAGGUGCAACAAUCCAUAGACAGGUUGAGCUCCUCCGUUGCCAGCUCUCAGACAUCGCUAGCACCUUUAAUAGAAGCGGCUUUCCUUAGACUUCGGAUCGAUGGCGAGGCCAUCUCGGGACCUGCUUUACAAGGAGGAUCUUCACAUUUGGCGUUAGUCUCACCGGAACAUGAUGCAGGGAUCCAUGAGGCGGCAUUUGUACAAGCAGAGGUAACAGAAGAUGAUGGAACAGUAAGCAUCAAAACUAACCCUGCUCCCACAAUCCAGGACGUGUUAAACCUCGCUGCACACAAGUACUUGCAGACGAUUGACCCAUCCAAACCAGAGGAUUUAAAUGGUUUUGUUUAUUACUUGGAGAAAGUACGGAAGGUCUUGAUUGUGGAUACUCAGUCGGGGAGUUUGAUCAUCACAGUAGAAUGCAGGUCUCAGGAAAUACUUGACGGAUUGUGGGAAGACUAUUGCGCAGGCUACUUGGAUGAAAUGGUGCAAAAAUUCCUUGUGACAGAGGAACUAUUGAAGGAGAUUGGCCUCACAGAAGUGAAACUUACGACAACGAUUCUUGAAGAGGACUAUAGAAAUUGUCUAGAGUAUUUCUGGUCGACUGAUGAUGCCAUUCCAUGGGAGAUGAAAAUUUUCGUCAAGACCUAUUCUGAGAAUACUGUCAUCACAUUAUACGUUGAACCAUACGAUACCAUUCAGAGUGUGAAAAGGAAAAUAUCCUGUGAGGUAGGUAUACCAGUCGACCAACAACAGCUAAUAUUUCUCGGCGACAUUCUUGAAGAUGGCCGCACUUUGAUUGACUACAACAUUCAGACAGCGUCAAUUUUAUGGUUAGACGUACCGGUAUCUGAUUAUGCCCGGCAAAUUUUCGUGAAGACGCAAAGUGGAAAGACCGUGAUUACAAUAGUGAUCGUACCGGGACUCACUGUCCAAGCUUUGAAGAGAGAAAUAAGGGACGAAACAGGAAUACCGACCAACCAGCAACAUAUUAUUUUUGACGACUCUGAACUACAAGAUGAUGGUACUCUGGAACACUACCGUGUGCGAUCUGGAUCUGUGUUAUUGAUGCUUCGCUACCGCGAGGCUCGUUGCAAGAUGUGCGUAAUAAGUUGAUUGAAAUACACUCAUAUCACUCGCUUUGCUAGCACACUGACUAGGGGUGCGUUUCUUUAGGGGAAUCCAAGAUCGUGUUCAUCAAUCAAAAAAAAACAAAAAAAACAAAAAAAAGGGAUUUUGCGUUUCUUUACUAAACAGAUUAAUGCAACUCACUCAGAGCAUGGUGCAAAGAACACUUUUGUUUGACCUGGGCCCCGUUUCUCGAAAUCCUCGGAAACUUUUCGGGCUCGUAAAGCCAUUUUUAGUUCAUCUGUAUCUAAACACGGAGUAGUGUAUACGCCUGAAACUUCAUGUAUGAAGGGAACCUCUGUUCAUAUUAAGAAUACAUGAAUAAAACAGCGCUGUAAUGGUUAGGUUCGAUAUUUUGCUAUGGCUUUCCGGGCCCGAAAAGUUUCCGGGGCUUUCGAGAAACGGGCCCCUGGUCGGGAACAACUGUGAUAUUUAUAACGAACUAUCCACUUCUCUUUGUGGAAUAUGUUAAACAUCUUAAGAGUCAUCUAAGGUUUAAAUAUAACCGAUAAAGACAAAUAGCUGAGCCCGCAGUCGUCGGAGCGGUUGCUUAGUAACAGGUGAUGAGAUAUAUCCAUGGUGAUAAGCUGAAGCGACUAAGAACUUCCGAGUUACCAUAUACCAUGUAUUGAUAGACUGGCCCGCCUAGACUAGCAUAGCUAUUCGCGUGCCAGUCCAGCUGUAAAAUGUAGAUUUUAUCAAGAAAUAAAAAAUGACAAUGAUGAUGAUGAAAAUAUAGUUUUCGGUUAUUUUCUCCAAAAGGAUUUUUGACAGAGAAACGUUAGAAUUGAGGAGCGACACAGAUUUCAAGUCGAAUUUCUAAAAUGGCUUACUCUGCAGGGCAUGCGUGUUGAUCAUGUCUGCAACUAAGCUUGUGAAAAGACGAAUCAAAGGGCAUUGAUCUCUUUGAACCGUUCUCUAUAUAAUCGUGCAGCCAGACAAAAAAGCGACAUGCUUCAGUUUACCGCGGGUCGCACAAAUAUGGCCAAAAAAUCCUUUGAUUAUAAUGAACGUAAAAUUUUUAAUAGGUUAAGCCAAUAGGAUAAUGUUUUUAGCUGUUUUGUGUCAUUUAUUGUUUUAUUCCUGAUUUUCAUUAUUCCAUUUAACGGUAAGUAGUCAGUUUUUGUAAGUAUGUCAAUUUUAUCGGUAGCGCCUCUGUACCAUGGUGAAAAUUAAAUAAAGAUAUCAAUCUAUAACUCCUUUCAGUUUUAUUCCGUGAGGACAAAUCUGAAAGUUCAGUUCCUUUCCCCAAGAGAGAGGCAUUUCAUAUUCGAACCGAUGAAAAUAUUCCAUAGUGAUGACGUAACAUUACCGGAAUCAGAGCAACGUCUCUAAUUGGUUGUUCCUGGUUGUUUGGCGUGCGAGGAAAAUUCCAUAUUUGGAUGACAACCAAAUAUAGCGCUACGUUAUCAGUACGUUGUAUACAUUGUUUGAUGUUGUUUGUAGGCGGUGCUGAAAUUGGGUUAACUAUUGAGAUAGUUAAAAAAAAAAAAAAAUUAAUGCCAGUGACUUAACUUGUUGUGGGUUGUUGUGCAAAAAAUUGAAUUUCUAGAGAGGGGGUUGCCAAAGAGGGGAACGUGUUAAAUAGAAAUAGAGCUUUAAAGAUACCCUAAUGUCAAACUCUUCCUUCCUCCUUCCAUUAUUUCUCCCUCUUAGAACAUGACUUACCUGUCCCCCGGGCCGAGGACCCCGCCUUCGCCCCUCUCCCUAUGCCCCGAAAAAACUGUCCCGAAACAAAUGUAGGAAUCGCCAAUUCAUAACACGAAAACUCGCUCGCACGUCCCCGGAAACUCCGACAAUUUUAGUUUUGACUGUUGUACUCGCCCACGGAAUAGACAAGCGCACGUUUUCUAUCAGCUGUUGUCAUUAUUGGUGACGAUAUUAUCGACAAACUGGAAAAGGCGUGAAUACA
Orbicella faveolata is the source of this 6809-nucleotide messenger RNA. RefSeq lists its product as uncharacterized. The record is from RefSeq and is a predicted model, not a curated record. Gene Ontology annotation, molecular function: protein binding. NCBI's taxonomy places the organism in Eukaryota, Metazoa, Cnidaria, Anthozoa, Scleractinia, Merulinidae.